Molecule: messenger RNA, 754 nt
Organism: Schistocerca gregaria
Lineage: Eukaryota; Metazoa; Arthropoda; Insecta; Orthoptera; Acrididae
Product: protein phosphatase inhibitor 2-like
Exons: 2
Coding region: 29-514 (161 amino acids)
Biological process (GO): regulation of signal transduction
Molecular function (GO): protein phosphatase inhibitor activity
Source: RefSeq, a predicted model, not a curated record
CUCUCGUCUUUUGACCUAUUAAAACAGCAUGUCUACCCCUCUAGAAUCAGAUAUGAAUAGUCCUGGAAAGAAGAAAAGAAAGGGCAUCAGCCAUAUUACCUGGGAUGAAGACACUAUCCGCGAACAUGACAAAGAUCGAGGCACUCGUCAAAAAAUUGAUGAGCCAAAAACACCAUAUACAGAAGGCUACUCCAGCGAAGAAGACAAUCACUCACAAAAAGACGAUAUCACCUCUUCCUCCUCCUAUCGUUCUCCCGGACAUCUAGACCAGCAAGAACUGGCUCGUCAAAUGGCCAUCCUGAAAGACCAACAGGAUAGCGGACAACCUAUUGGUCCAAACUUUCAUUCUCUGUCUGACGAAGAAGAUGUCCACCGCCUCAGCAAGAAAGAGUUUGAACUCAAACGCAAAUUACAUUAUGAUGAAUUCAAAAGAGCCAAAUCUCUACAAAACGCCUUCGACGAUGAUGAAGACGAUUCUUCUAGCUAUGAAAGUAGCUCCGAAUCCUCGUGUUAAUCGUAAUCCAUACAAGCAUUCACUAUAUCUCUACUAUCAUCCUCAUUAAGUUCUUCAAACAAAUAUUUCUAACCUAUCCUACAUAUCCAAAAUAUCACCAAUACCACCCUGUAUUCGAUGAAUUUUGCUCCCUCUCCCCAAUAAAAUUUCCACGACCUCCAUGCACGGAAUCUGCAAUACAAUUGAACUCUAUCAAGUGUUUGAUUCAUCAAUACCACUCUCUUACCAUCCUUAUGUAAA